Acomys russatus (golden spiny mouse) is the source of this 1294-nucleotide messenger RNA. It is a transcript of the gene Utp11, whose product is annotated as UTP11 small subunit processome component. The record is from RefSeq and is a predicted model, not a curated record. The coding region runs from base 85 to 867 and encodes 260 amino acids. Gene Ontology annotation, biological process: rRNA processing. NCBI's taxonomy places the organism in Eukaryota, Metazoa, Chordata, Mammalia, Rodentia, Muridae. Gene Ontology annotation, cellular component: nucleolus; small-subunit processome. The transcript has 7 exons.
UGGGCCUGCUUCCGGUAAUCUUGUUAGGCGCGGCGGCGGCUUAGGCGGUGGUGUUUGCUGAGCAUUUUCUAGACCUUCGUAGGCAUGGCGGCGGCUUUUCGCAAGGCUGCCAAGUCCCGGCAGCGGGAACACCGAGAACGAAGCCAGCCUGGCUUUCGAAAACGUCUGGGUUUGCUGGAGAAAAAGAAAGAUUACAAACUUCGUGCAAAUGACUAUCAUAAAAAACAAGAUUGCCUCACAGCUCUCCGGAAGAAGGCUCUUGAAAAAAAUCCAGAUGAAUUCUAUUAUAAAAUGACUCGGGUUAAGCUCCAGGAUGGAGUUCAUAUUAUCAAAGAGACCAAGGAAGAAGCAACACCAGAGCAGCUAAAGCUGAUGAGAACUCAGGAUAUCAAAUACAUAGAGAUGAAAAGGGUUGCGGAAGCGAAGAAAAUUGAAAGGCUGAAAUCAGAGCUCCACCUGCUGGAUUCCCAGGGGAAGCAACAGAAUAAGCACGUGUUCUUUUUUGACACCAAAAAGGAAGUUGAAAGGUUUGAUAUUGCAACUCACUUGCAAACAGCCCCAGAGCUCGUUGACAGAGUCUUUAAUAGACCCAGGAUCGAGACCUUGCAGAAGGAGAAAGUGAAAGGGGUCACCCCCGGGACGCGACUCAAGCGGAUAGCUAAAGAAAGACAAAGGCAGUAUGAUUGCUUGACCCAGCGGAUUGAGCGGGAGAAGAACCUGUUCGUUGUGGCACAGAAAAUUCAAGCACGAAAAGAUCUUAUGGUGAGGAGAGGAGCCUUGAGCCUGCUCUCUUCCUUCCUUUCUUUUUUUCUUAUAAAGGUCUUAACUGAGACUGGCUCUCGGCUGUGUGUAAAUCAACAGCAGUGAAAAUGUCUGCUCCUUGGGGGCAGUGCUUUGAGCCAGUGUCUAUCGCUCUGCCACUGUUGAAGUGUUCCUUGAUUAAGAAGGUAAUAAGGGGGUUAUUAGCCAGCGCCUUGGAGCAGCAAAGGGUAGGAUCAGGUAGCAUAUGGACUUUAUAGCUUAGGAGCAGCUCCUGUAACAUUUAAACAGGUUAACAAAACAGUGCAUGCCACUCACUGGUGUUUAAAAAUAGACAACAUUGUGCAGUUAAAUAGCAGAGCUAAGGAAUUUAAGAAGCUCCUUCGCAUUAUCACUCCUCUAAAUGUCAAAUUCUUCAGCCCUGCAGAUCAUUUAGGUUGGCCUUUCCCAACUGGGGUUCUGAGAGAGAAUUAAAUUUAUAAUUUAAACAAAAUAAUUACUUGAGCCGCUCUCUCUUCAGUUUUCCCAAAGAUUG